This is a messenger RNA of Trichoderma atroviride IMI 206040, 1809 nucleotides long. NCBI's taxonomy places the organism in Eukaryota, Fungi, Ascomycota, Sordariomycetes, Hypocreales, Hypocreaceae. The record is from RefSeq and is a predicted model, not a curated record.
GUGCUUGAUUGAAGUUUUCAUCGGUACAUGUGUUUACAUCGAAUCCAAUUACAUCUAUACCAGUGACAGCUAAAUGCGUCAGUAUCCGCUACACAGCUGCAUAACGAUCUUGUUACGGUGGAGUCAACGGAGCAUUUGUCUGCUGGGAACUGCUUUCAAAAAUAGGCCCAUACGUCGGUACAUUGCAAGUAGAAGUUUGCAAAAGUAGCAUCUGCGGCUCAAGCAACAACAUGGACAUUGCGAGCGAGAGUCGGAUAAUUAUUCCUCGGAUCAGACCGUCUUGCAUACAGUGUCAGCGAUCCAAGAAACGGUGUGACCGGGGAAAGCCACACUGCUCUGCAUGUAUACGAUACGGAAGAGAAUGCGUAUACGUCUUGAGAGAUGACUCAGCAUCAAUGUCCAGCGUGGAAAACGCAUCCUUGUCACCUGUGAAAGCCGCCCAAGAGAGUGAAGAAAGCUCCCACGCAGUCUUCUUUCUCGACUCUGUCCUAUUUCGACGCUCCAUGAAUCGACUACCAGAGCUGGAACUUAGUUUCACAGACCCACUACUGAGCUUUAUUGGAGACUUUACAUCCGACAGAGACUUUGUCCACUUGUACUUCUCGACUAUUCAUCCAUCGAUGCCAUUUUUAUCAAAGAAGAAGUUUACAGAGAGGAUACUAAAUCCUCUCAGUCCUCCACGACCAGCAAGUAUACUCCUCAUUGCUACAAUGAAGUUACUAGCAGAUCAGCGUCCAGAACAGGGGCCGCGGUGCAGAGCUUAUUACUCAAUAAAAAGCAGUCUCUUGGAAGCAGAGAGCUCAUGUAGUCUGGAGCUACGCGUAUUGCAAGCCAUUAUUUUGAUGGCCGUAUUUGAAGUUGGGCAUGCUAUUUAUCCAGCUGCAUAUCUCACUGUUGGCUACUGCGUACGAUAUGGAAAUGCGCUGGGUCUCCAUAAAGCUGUGGAACACUAUUCUGAAGAGGGCUUCAGUGUUACAGAGUCAGAAGAGCGGCGAAGAAGCUGGUGGGCGAUUCUCGUCUUAGAUCGUUAUAUGAACCUAGGAUGUGUUGAUAGAGCAUUCCUUACGGCAGACCCAAGUAAGAAGAGCAUACUUCCCAUUGACGACGCUAUAUGGGAAGAAAAUAGAGAGAUAAAUGCCCCAGUGCGCAGACUCUUUGAGCCACCAACAACGGCAAUGGGUCGGUUCUCUUUGACGGCGCAAUCUGCAAUCCUGUUAGGAAACGUCUUUCGCAGCAUACAUGAGCCUCCCUUUUCCGAGGCAUUCUGGCAAAACGAUGUUAAAGUACUCGAUAGCACGCUCGUUGCGCUGACGAGCGUGUCACUAGAGGAGGGCCGCCAUCGUGGAAUUGGAGUAUGCAGUCCCUCUACAAUCUGCUAUAGUGCUCGUCUGCUUCUACAUGAUAAAGAAAGAUAUGCCGUGGACGAGUUUCCAUUUGCCGCAACGGAGGACUUUAUACCCCAAGACUUUAAACGUGAUAUUGCAGAUGGUAUGCUGCAACUAGCUGAGGCUAUACACUCUGGCAGUUGCUCUCCAGAUGAGAUUACUCCAUUGUGCCUUGAAUCAAUAUACAGAUCGGCUGUAUUUUUUGGACGGGAGUAUUCCCGUACAGGUACAUUAAGUGAGGCAGCAUCAUGUGCAGCGAUCAAGGGGGCUCUCGAUGUUAUUGGCAAGAGGUGGAAAGCUGCUUCUGUGUACGCUCAAAUGAUUGAUGCACGAAUGGUCACCGGAAUUCUAUGAGCAUUUUAUGAUUCUUGCUCCAUAGAGAAGAUGAUAUAUAUAUGAAUGCUUCGGCAGUGAUACAGAAUUA